AUGGUUCGCGUUACCGAGGAGUUGGCGCUGUCGUCUGACAAUGUCACUCUAUACCACGCCGCAGAUCCGUUGCUAGGCCAUCUUCCUCUAUUACUUUUCCAUGGGCCCUCGACUACCGCAAACUACACCCUCAACAGUUCUCGAGUCCAAGUCCACGUCUUCACCCCCGCCGGCUUCCAGAGCUUUCCUCGAAUCACAAUCUCGCCCAAUUCUCCAUUUUACGGUGUCGUCCACCAUUUACCCCGCGAGUUUCAGGGCGAUGAGGUCUACCGCGCUCUCGCCUUCGGCCUCUUCAAGUACUUCACAGAACUGCCCGAUGGCGUAAAAACAUACCUCAAGAACCUAUAUCCUACGCGAGGUCGACGUCCAGGCAGUGCACCUACUCUGUUCAGCGAGCAACAUGCUGCCGAGAUUGUUAAGGACAUGGUCCAGAGCGACCACACAGCCGACAUCAUCGAGACAUUACAAGAUGCUCUGCAAACACAACACAUCAGUAAUGUUGACCUCGACUUUGUUCUGCCACCAGGCGCUAUCGUACCACUUCAAGCCGCCGACCUCGAGGACGUGCCCGACGACGAAGAGGAUAUCCUCGACCCAACUUUGCGCCAGUAUGGAGGAUACACCUCGCUGAUAAAGUUAUUCGGAGAGCCAGUCUUUUUGCCGACUAGUCGUUUACGAAGAGCGCCCUCCAAGCCGACCGCCUUAAAUCGAAGCAAGUCGUUUCUAAAAGAUCAAAAGGUCGAAUUGCGCAUGAAGCUGACAGAAUUGGUGGAGACUGAGGAGCGCUAUGUGGGCAAAGUGAGGGAGCUGGUAAGGCAUGUCGCAGCCGAUUUUCGAGAGAGCGCUCAAGCGCGAGCUCCUGGCAGCCUAAGCCCCUCCGAGGAAGAGUUGGAGAAGCUCUUCCCCAGUUCUGCAGAUGGCAUCCUUCAGGUCAACUCUGCCUUUAUGGAGGAGAUGCGGAGGAUCAUAAACGACACCGAAGAAGAAGCCUUGAAAGAUAUGGAAACACCUACGAUGAGCUUUAUGGGGUCCAAACUGGGCAGAACAAAAGACCCAAGUGGUGCUCUACAAAUCGCCAGGUUAUUCUUGGAGUGGUUUCCAAAGUUCACAGAGUGCUAUCAGGAUUAUAUCAAGGCCAGCCAGCAUUUUCCCACGUUACUCAACUCUUUCCUCGACCAGCAAUCGAGUUUCAAACAAAGGGUGGCUCAGGCUGGUGAGCAGACGAUACGCUCUAUUCUUAUUGAGCCUGUCCAGAGACUUCCUCGCUAUAGCUUGCUUAUAGAUCAGAUCGUUGGCUGUAUUCCUAUGACACACCCCGCCUUACAACCCAUGUUGAAGGCGCGAGACAUCAUUACAAAUAUCUGCUCAAUGGACGAUCCCUUACCCGACAAGCCUCAUGUCGCCAAUCGACUUCGAAAUAUGGUUGAAGCCUGGCCUUUGAAUCUUGAACCACAAGGACGUCUCAUUGCAGCCGCUGAUUUCACCGAGUUAGCACCACCUUUUCAGCCGUUGCUCAACCAGUCAGAUAAAUCUGGCAUCUUCCUCCUCUUUUCAGAUUGUGUUGUUAUUCUCAAGAAGAUGAGCGGGAAUAUGACAGGACGAGAGCUUCUUCGUGAGAUCGAGAAACCUUCAGCAGCUGGUUUACUUAUUUCUAUGACCAACGCAGCGGGAGGUCCAGCGGCAUAUGAGUUCGUAUUUACAGGAUGGCAUGAUAUGGCGGACGUGCGAUUUACCGAGGCAGUAGAUGGCACACUCUUCUGGAUGACUUCGACAUCAGAAAUGAGGGGAGCUCAUCCAGGAGAGCACCGGAUCAGCAAGGCCGUCACAUCACGAUGUUUCCUUUUACAAGAGAUGUACGAAGCCAGAGCCGCCAAGUGGGGAGAGGAUGUGGUCAAAGCGAGAGUCGAAGCUCGGUUCUCGGAAAAAGAGCGAGAGGAUCCAACCUGGACUCUACGAUCUGCGCGUAUGCCAGAUAGCAAUCUGGGUCUUCACGCAGCUAUCUUCCAGGAGGGCGCCGACCAACUCAUCGAGGGCCGCAAGGAGCCUGCCCCGAUUCGAGUGGUCGUCGAUCAUGACAGGGGCACUAAAGGAGCCCCUGUAGGCCAUUACGGUGUCGAGAUUGUAGUGAAUGUGGCCACCAACGAUAUGAAGAGGGUAUCGAUGCUCACAGUUGGGCUGAAUGGGAGGCAGUUCCAGGACGAAGUUGCUCUGGAAGACUUCCUCCCCACAAUGUCGAGAAGAGUUAUUCAACUAUUAAGCACGCAACAUAGUGUCUCCAAUAUGCAAUUGACGGCACCUCUCGUCUCAUAUUACUCCAAGACACUACAUGGACUCUUACUCAACACAAGAGCGGAGAAGACCAAAUCGUUCUUGGCUUCAUCCCCUGUCAAGCUUCUCUCCAGUUUCUGGGGAGGCAGCUCUGUCCAUAUCUCCGACACGGCAAGUCUGGGCUCAAAACACAAGCAGGUACCUUCAAUACACCGAAACAACAGCCAAGCAUCUGUUGUCAGCUCAAUAAGGGGAGGCAAGGACAGUGUAUCUCAAGAGGAAACCCGGACCGAAAACCCAUUAGUACGCCUAGAGCAGACGUUUACUGGAUAUGUUGCUGUUCUCCAGUCCCGCAAGGGCCUUAUUAUUGGUCGGACAUUGCUCCAACGUUCUGUGGUUGACGAGCUGUCUGUGAACGAACUAUACAACAGACUGAUUGAGAGCCCGUUUGACGUUGACGCCGCCGCCGAUCUAGGCACCGAGGUCAUAUUUGUGGCUUUUGAAAAGUUCCUUCGCAUUGCUUGGGCCGAUCAAAUCGGUCCUGUCAUGUCAAUGCAUUCCCUUGAUACGCUCCAGGCGCGGGUGAAUAAGAGAGUGCCUGGUGACUUUGCGGAUUUCGUCAACUUUUUGUUUGGAGACAUGGCACCACAGAAUCGUCGCGCUUUCACUGCCCUCAUCAAGCUUUUGGCCAAUCUGCUGGACGGGUGUGGCAACGAUGGUGACAGGGGAGCAUUAACACUUGCUUUCGCAGAGCUGCUCGUCUAUGAUGGAACAGCUCCUAAUUAUAUCAACCUUCUCGAUCGUCUGGUGGAAGACUGCGAUCGAAUUUUCGAAGAACCCGGCUUGAAUCACAGUUUUAAUCUUGAUAACUCAACAUACGAGUCGAUCAACUCGGCGAUCCGUGGCAAGGGGUACACGCCCUCAUUGGCCUCAAACACCUCUUCGCUGCGUCGCAAAUUUGGUUUCGAAAAUCUGUUACGGCAAAAUAGCAGAGAUGAGAGACCUUCAGUAUGGCGACAGCUCAGCAAGCAUAGAAAUCCCGCCACAGGUGAGGUAAACAGCUUAUCUAAAGCAUCGUUAGGCCGUUCAAGGUCUAUCGAUGAUAACACACUGCCCAAAAAGCUGUCAAGACGCCCAGGUUCCAAGGAUCGUCCGCCCAUAGCAGGGGCGUUUGACGAAAUGCAAAGACCUGGCAGCUCUCAUAGGUUAUUGGAGACCAUUGGUGAGCCGGAGACAGAGAAACCACUUCCACGGUCGCCCAAGAAGAAGCGGCGUAGUUCAUUAUCAGACCUCAAGAGUCUCAUGGCAGCAACUACACUCGAAGAUGAUGAAUCACCGCAACCGCUUCAAGACGCAAAAGAAACAUCAGAAAAGGUCAACGCGAGCCCCAAGGCGACAUCUCCGUCUAGAAUACCUGUUAGUCCCGGUGUAGCGACGUUGAGAGGUUCGAAGCAAAAGGAGAAUGUUCCAGAUCCGUUUCAGCAAAUUACGUCGCCGAAUACUUUGGCGCCCAGUCCAAUGGAAGUUUCAGAAGAGCCAACACGACGCACGUCACCAACCAAAGGUCACAGGCACUCGAGGACCCUGUCAUCAACUAAUAUCCCGACAUUGCGCCCCUACCGCUCAGCGCCUCCAGGAUCUGAAUCACCGCCACGUCCAAGCUCAAGUCCAACCAGGCGAGGAACGCAGAGACUCCGCUUACAGUCCCCGCAAAAGCUUCGAGAGCGACUCAACACCGAGAAGCAGGCUGUCGACGACGUGGAUGCUUCUCUCAGGUCUGAGCUAUCCAAAAUUGGUGAGGAAAUGGCACGUGUCAACAAUACACGACCUCCGGGCUCCCAGUCUGUCGAUAUGAGACGAGUCAGUGCUGCAGUUCGGGAGUUGGAAGACCGCAUUCCUACCGCUAUUCAGGAACUACAAGAUAAGCAAAAUGCAAUCCAGCGCGACAUGGAAACCACGGUCAAGGCAGCCGAGGCCAAGGUGCGAGCGAUUGAUCAACUAUACAAGGAGGCAGUGGCAGAGAACGAGUUACUAUAUGAGAAGUUCAACGGAGAGCUUGGCAAGAUCGUCAAGGCCCUCAAGGGCAAGGGCAAGGACGAAAAGGAAGAGCUGAUGAUGCGACUCCGCGAUCAAAGUGACGAGACAGCGCGGAUGAAGAAGGAGAACGCGCGACUGAAGCGCGAGAUGGUGAGUCUCCGCGCGGCGUUGAAGGGGACGACGGAGUAG
Molecule: messenger RNA, 4494 nt
Organism: Fusarium redolens
Lineage: Eukaryota; Fungi; Ascomycota; Sordariomycetes; Hypocreales; Nectriaceae
Exons: 2
Coding region: 1-4494 (1497 amino acids)
Molecular function (GO): guanyl-nucleotide exchange factor activity
Source: RefSeq, a predicted model, not a curated record